Molecule: messenger RNA, 2918 nt
Organism: Centropristis striata (black sea bass)
Lineage: Eukaryota; Metazoa; Chordata; Actinopteri; Perciformes; Serranidae
Product: somatostatin receptor type 2
Exons: 1
Coding region: 633-1652 (339 amino acids)
Biological process (GO): cellular response to glucocorticoid stimulus; regulation of insulin secretion; neuropeptide signaling pathway
Cellular component (GO): membrane; neuron projection
Molecular function (GO): neuropeptide binding; somatostatin receptor activity
Source: RefSeq, a predicted model, not a curated record
AGCAUUACGGCAGAGGAACUGGGGGAGCACUGAGGAGGGGCGUGCUCCAAGCUGGAGUUUAUCACAAUCUCUGGAGAGUGAUGAACAGGAGGGGGGGUGUCCACACACACAGCAGCAGACACACUCCUCACACACUGUGUGGGGAAGAGAUAUAAAAGGGCUCCCAGGGAGCAAGAGUGGUCAGGCAAGCGUCCGAGUGGCAGUCCUGCUGAUUUCCACACUGCUGUGCAUGACCGAGUGUGUUUAUACGAGUGUGUGUGUGUUUGUGUGUGUGUGUGCACCUGGCUAUCAAAGAGAAGCGCACUGACUCCACUACAAAGGAAUAAACUUUGACUUUUUUUUUUUUUUUCAAAAGAUAAAAGGUGGUAAGGACUGAGUUGAUGGGCGUAGUUGACGAGCUGUUGAAGCCUGGCUGCUGUUGAACCUGAAAAUAAAACGUUGUUUGAUUUUCAGGGGUUUUGGCUGAGUUGUUUACCCCUCUCGCCCUGAGAACUUUUACUUCCACCACGGGGAGUCAAGAGGUGACUCCUGAGCUGUUUGCAGAAGAAUUCAACGGAAGCAGAGAUUUUUCUUCUUCUUUUGACUUUUUUUAUUGUCUUUUUUUGGUCAGUAAUUUGAUGUACUAAGGCAAAAUGGACACCUCAUUUUUAUCAGAUCAAGACUACAAUCUCACCUAUGUGGAUGAGCAUUUUUUCUUUGAGGACAAUAUUAAUGGCUUUGGCAUCACCAUGGCCAUACUCUACUUGGUAGUUUGCAUUCUGGGAAUUGCUGGGAACUCCCUUGUCAUUAUUGCCAUUUUGAAAUUGGACAAAAUGUCAUCUUCCACAACGGUGUACAUUUUCAACCUGGCGCUUGCUGACGGACUCUUCAUGGUUGGUCUUCCCUUCAUAGCGUUCCAGAACUUCCAGAACCAUUGGAUGUUUGGCGACGUAGCGUGCAAAGUGGUGAUGGUUUUGGAUGGCAUCAACCAGUUCACCAGCGUCUUCUGUCUGACGGCUAUGAGCAUCGACCGAUACAUGGCGCUGGCCGACCCGCUUCGGUUCUCCCGGUGGAGAACGCCACGCUGGGCCAAGAUCGUUUCGGCAUUCCUGUGGCUGUUCUCGCUCCUCACCAUCCUCCCCAUGGCACUUCACUUCUCAGCCGAGCGAGGCCUGUGCAUACCUGACCUCGUGUCGGACGCCUGGUGGCUCGGCGUCUUGUCUUACACCUUCGUCAUGGGCUUUGCUUUGCCCUUCACGGUCAUGACGGCCUCCUACGCAGCGCUGCUGCUCACCCUGAGGUCCCAGCGGCUCCGAGCGACGACGCCGAACCAGGAGAGCCACCGAUUGGAGCGACAGGUCACCAAAAUGGUGAUCGCAGUGGUGGUGGUGUUCGGGAUGUGCUGGCUGCCGUUUUACACCUUCAACUUCUGCUCGCUGUAUCAAAGCGGCCUGGUCGUGACCUUCGCCAGAGCUUUUGAGUUUGUGGUCUUACUGUCGUACUCAUGGAGCUGUGCUAACCCCAUCCUCUACGCCUGCCUCUCCGACACCUUCAGGAGGCACUUCCGCACACUCCUCUGCCCUGCCGCCAAGUCAUCUCCCAGCAUGCAGUGCAACACUGAACGGUAUGACUUAAAUGACACAGUUGUGCGCGAUGUCACUAUCCUGGCAUAGAGAGACAAUGAAAAACUGAUUCACCAUUUUACUCCAUUUUUGUAACAAUGCACUGCAUGAUACUUUCCAGCUUAUUUACUCAUUUGAUGGAUCAUAUAUAUGUGAUGAAUUCUGAUUUUUUGUUUACUUUUCCACUUACCUUGAAAUAUAUUGAAGUUGUAAAUAUUUUCAGUGAAUUUCUUGUCCUAUGUCAUCAGAUUUGUUGAAUAUGAGGGAAUUUUGUUCAUCACAAUCUCCAACAGAGUUUUAUCGGGUGUGCAUAGAGAUUAAAAGAGUUUGACUGUGUCUUUCUGCCUGGCUGAAAAGUUGACAUUCUUUUCUCUGUGGAAAUGAACAAAUUGCCAUUUUUCUGACUAAGUUCUUUCACAGAAUGAAAAAAGUAAGUCAAAUCCUCAUCAAACAGCCUGAAACUAUUUGACUUGCCAUAACACAAAUCCCCUGCUUUGACAGAGUACGAGCCGACCUCCUGCUCCGCCUGACUCAGACCUGUUAUAUGUUGUAUAAUUUGUCUUCUAAUAACUCAGAGUGCUGAGGCGAGCUGCUCCACUGCAUCUUCUGUUAUACAGCAUUUCACCAGAACUAAUGAAAUGAGGCACAAGAGACCUCAAGUGCAGACAGGUGGAGUGUAAACAGAAUAACACAAGUCAAAGACACCAGUGCCUAGACAUACUCAUAGAGCUCCUCCACUCUCACAGCUGGAUUAUGUCCGAGCGGCUUGAAGUGUGGGAGAAGUGUGUUUGUGCCUGGGUGGCCAUGAGCAUGCACCUGCACACAUGAUGCAUGUUGUGAGCCAGAGUCGCACUGUGGAUUUCUGCUUGAGCGUGACUCGAAGAGUAUUUUCAAAAGAAACACAUUUGCUCAAAUAUAGAUACUCACCCUUUUUUGGCUCUUUGCUUAAACUUGAUUAUGAUUAAUUUAAUGUAAUACCAUGUAAUGUAAAGGCUUUCAUAUAGAAAUACAGAUCCAUUAAUUUCAGCAAAAACUUCACUGAGCGUAAAUUAUGAUUUUCAUGCAAUAGCACUUACAUGCUUCUCAGUCAUGUGGCUUUAAGAUCCAUUUGUCCUAGGAAUUAAAGGGGUAGUUGAGAUUUUCAAGUGGGGUUGUGUGGAUGGGGGUAGCAGCAAAAUGUAUUUCAGACACCUAAAAAAAGAAAUAAAUAUCAAUUUAAGGGUAAUUUAGAAUAAUUUCACUGUUUUACCUUUCAGACAGAAAGCUGAAGCCUUUAGAGCCGUCUGUGCUCUUCAAAACCGCCAGACAGACAGACAG